Molecule: messenger RNA, 5765 nt
Organism: Schistosoma margrebowiei
Lineage: Eukaryota; Metazoa; Platyhelminthes; Trematoda; Strigeidida; Schistosomatidae
Source: the annotation of a GenBank genome assembly
GACUAUUCAAGGGCGAGUUCAUGCUCAAGCCGCUGAUUUUAAGUGCGCAGCGGAUAAACCUCCUAUUCUCUUCCUCAAAGUUUACAACGUUUCGUCACUCAUUUGUUAUGACCAGUCCUGAAGAUCUCAGUAGUUCAGAAAUACAAGCUUUUAUCACUAAAGUUAAAAGUUUACCCGGUGGAACUAACAUUCAGCAAGAUGAAGCUGAAAAAGCGGCUCAUUUGUACCUCAGAGCUCGCAAGAGAGAUGUGGAGCGUGCUGUGGAAUUGUAUAAAGCUAACAAGCGAAUGCGCUAUACUGAAAAUGUAGAUUCAAUCGAUCCUUUAGAAGAUGGUGUUCGACGUGAACUUCUAUCUGGUAAAUUUACUGUAUUACCCACUCUUCCUGAUGAUGAAAUGGAUGCAACUGUUGCUAUAUUUACAGCUUAUCGUCAUUGGCCUCCUUUAACUACACAUAGAGAUACAUUAAAAGGUGUUCUAUAUCAGUUAGAUGCAGUAAUGAUGGAUGAGCAGUCGCAAAGAAAAGGACUUGUGGUACUGUACGAUAUGCGUGAUACAAAAUAUUCCAAUUUUGAUUAUCAUCUUUGCAUCAAAUUGUUGAAUUUAUUCAAAGGUGUUUAUCCAGCUCGUCUACGUAAAGUGAUUAUCAUUGAACCACCAUUUUGGUUUCGAGCUCCAUUCAAUGUACUGCGAUUAUUUGUUCGUGAAAAAAUGCGAGAUCGGAUAUAUUCUGUUGGUUAUGAUGAAUUAAAUGUACAUUUGCCAAAUUCCACAUUGAAACGUUUAUUUGGUCAAUUAACAUUAAACCAACAUUUUGAUUGGCUAUUAAAUUGUUUUAAACGUACUGGUCAUUUUUCACGUAUGCCAACUGAUUAUUUUAAAUUGUCACAAUUAUCAUCAUUAAGACCAUCUGAUUCAAUUUAUUCAGCAUUACAUAAUCCUUUAUUAGGCAAUGAAUUGAUUGUUCAACUAGAUUUAUACAAUAAUAAUUAUAAUCAUGAAAAUGUUGAUGAUAAUACUGACAAAAUAAUUACUACUACUACUGCUACUAUUACUAAUGGUAGUAUUAAUAGUAAGGAUAUUUCUGUGUCUUCUAUUCAUGGAUCAUUACGUGUUCCUAUGAAAAAUCGACGAUGUUCAGAUGAUUUUUUACAUACAACUAUCAUAACAUCUUCGUCAUCAUCAGCUAUAACGACAAUAUCCAGAUCAUCAUUAUCUUCCAUGGUUCAUGGAUCAACACAACCACAAUAUUAUAAUACAAUAAAUGGAAGUAUUUCACCAUUAUCACGACUAAUAGGGGAUACUGUUGGUUUACAAACAUCACCAUUACCACGUCGUGGAGUAUUAACUGAUAAUCGUAUGACUGAUUCAAUGUUUGAAACAUCUAUUGGUCAUAAUAAUAAAGACUGUACAUCAUCAUCAACAUCAUCUAUGUUUCAUAAUGAACGACGUGUAUUCUAUCGAUCUGAUCGUCAUCUUUCUCAUUCCAACUCAUUUAGACACAGAACUAAUACAAUAACAACACUAGCUAAUAAUAUCAGCAGUAUUAGUAAUGGUUCAAUAUCUUCCACUCAUACAUCUUCAUCUAAAGAUCAAUUAUAUGUUACAAAUCCUUUAUCGGAAACACGUUUGUCUGUAUCAGAAUUUAUCACUAGAGUGCAAAGUGUUGGUACUAUUGGAUUAACUUUAGAAUUUGAUGCAUUAUUUAAAGAUAGUCCUGUGAAAGGUGCUUGUACGCGUUUUGCGUAAGUUGUUUACAAUUGUUUAUUGUUUGAAAGAAAAAUCACUUGUUCAUUGAUAUCUCUGUAGAAGUAGUAAUAAUAAUUGUAGUAUUAAUGACAAGACUAUACUAUACCAAUGAACUUCAGCAAAUUUAUGGGUUGCCUCGCGAUUAGCCAGUCAGUGAUAACCAAUACGAAUGCAGCUUUCAUUUAAGAGCUCUAAAAUGUAAAAACCAUAGAAAUACAAAGGAUCAAAUGUUUUAAAAACAUUAACGAACUUGGUAAUGCUAAGUAUCAAUAAUUCAGGCUGAAAUCAGGAUGGACCCUGAUUCUUAGCUCUGCAUCUUUUAAAACGUAACUCCUGACUUUGAAACCCCUAAACCCCAACUCCUAACUCUAGAAUUCGACCAUACCUCCUUACCCUAAAACGUCCUAACCCUAACUCUUAACUAUUAAAUCUCUAGACUUUGGCUCAUAACCAUACUACUUCUUAACAUUGGUCAUCAACACUGAUACUUCUAACCAUAACCGUGGUUAACACUCCUAAUCCAAAAAAUCUGACCUUAACAGCUCAUUCGACAAGGAAAAUAUCAUCCAAUCCUUCCAAAAUACGAGAUAUGGUGAGAAUCAUGAGCUUUAGUAACAAGCUAUUUGGAAUAGCGCUUUAAAUUUGCUUCUCAGUUUUAUUUUGAUUGAUCGCUCACGGCCUUUGGUCUUACAGUACUACUUAUGUGCUUUUUCGUUUCAUCAAGUUGCCUCACAUUCCCCUUAGUCACUAGUUGAAGCUAUGCAUGAUUUAGUAGGAGAAAUAUUUAAAUUUCAACCAGGAACAUAUUUUUAGUUUGACAUUUCUCAGUCUGUAUACACUAAUUUACAUGGCGUCGAACCCAAGAAUUUCACUUUCACGUUUUAUCACCAUAGUAUCGUAUGUUUUUUCUCUUGACUGUAUAUAUUAGUUCAAGAGAAACAGUUCGAUUCAUCAACUGUUCUGUUUCUUUUUAUCUGUCUUUCUGAUGAUUGUUUACAUCAGAAAUUAACGUUAGAUAUAUAUAGUGAAUCAAGGUGAUACAAAAAAAUAUUUAUUCCAUUUGGGUAAUUUACAGUUUUUGCGCUCGUCAUGUGACCUAAAGAUUUUGAUAAUCUGAAUGAAACCAAAUGAGGAAAAAAACAAAUUUGUAUUCAUUAUAUAUGUCAAAGAAAAAGAAACUUUGAAACACUUUCAAAUGCAAUCAGUUAUUGUAUAAUUUUAAAAGUAAUUCCCAAUGGAAAACAACAUUCUCAGGCUUCAUGUUAAGUCAUGUGUAUGUCAAAUUGUAAACAGAUCAUUAUGUGAAUGUUAGCAAUUAGUUAAAUUAUUCUGUAUAAACAAAUGAAGUGUUGAACAAAUUAUUGAUGAAUAAAGAAUUACUUCAUUAACAUAAUAUUAUAAUAAACAUUAAUUGAUUGUACAUAUUUGUAUUUAUGCUAGAAAUUUAAUUGUGUAAUUUUUCAGGAAUGUUCUACAGUUUUCCACAAUUUAUUUCGCAUUUAAAAUUUGAAUGAGGCAAAAAUAAGAAUGGUAAUAAAAUAAUUGAUGAGUUCUAGCUAGUUGUUCACAACGUUACUUACCUACUUACUUCCUUAACGUCUGUGACUUCUCAUGGAGGAGUAUAGGCCACUCACCAGCAUUCUCCAUCGGAUUCUGUCCUGGGCAAUCCUUUACAGUUGCUCUUCAUCCUUUUCAUGUUUGCUUCUGAUUCCCGACGUAGUAUGUUCUUAAGCCUUUCUCUUUUCCGUUUCCCUUCAGGAUUCCAAAUUAGCUCUUACCUCGUGAUUCAGUUUGAUGAUUUCCUCGAUGUAUGUCCUAUCCACUUCCAACGUCUUCUCUUAAUUUCCUCCUCAACUGGAAGUUGGUUUGUUCUUUCUCACAGUAGGCUGUUACUGAUGGUAUCCGGCCAUCGGAUAUUAAAUAUCUUGUGUAGACAAUCGUUUUUAAAUACUUGUACAUUUUCGAUGAUGGUUGUGGUAGUUCUCCAAGUUUCAGCUCCAUACAGUAGGACUGUCUUCACGUUCAUAUUAGAGAUUUUGAUUUUGAUAUUGGUUGACAAACAGUUGUUUCGAGUUCCAUAUGUUCUUCAACUGUAGAAAUGCUGCCCUAACUUUGUCAACCCUCACGUUUGCGUCUGCAUAGAUGAUGCUAACCAGGUAUGUGAAAGUUUCCACCAAGUGUGAUUGGGUACGGCUGAGAGUGGGGAGAGUCCGCUCUCCCUCUCGAAAUACUCUCACAUGACCACGCGUAUAUAGCCUCUGCCAGGGAAGUCCUACUCACUGCCUUCUCGUGGAGGGGGUGUUGUUUACGAAAAUGAGAGGACGAAAAGCGAAUGUCCGGCGCUUUAACCGGAUUUCAAACCAAUGGUGCACAUGGGCUCCAGUAUCCCGCGGGAACAAAUGGCGAAUGAACCAACUGUUGGUCACCGGCUCCCAUGGAACUGCAUCUCCUUACGAUGCUCCACUGCCUUGUGGAUCAGACCUUCAGGUCGAAGGCUCGGGGUGUGGCCCCCUAAGAAAACCACCUGCUUCGGUUUGGGCACCCGGGCAGUAUCACAGCCCUCACACAUAUCGAAUGAGAUUUGUGUGGCGCAUAUGUAUUUAUUGCCUCGUGCUUACCAUUAUCUAUGUGUUGAAAUAAAUAAUAAAUAAAUAAAUUUAAGGAUUCUGCUUUCUCCCUUGUGUAUGUUGAGGCCUACUGCUGAAGAGGUAGAGGUUUCUGCUACACUGGUUGUCAUGACCUGCAUUCGUUGAUGUCAUCUGCGAAGUCCAAAUCGUCUAGUUUCAAUCAAGCUAUCCAUUGUGUUCAAUGCUUUCCCUCAGAUGUAGAGUUCUUCAUAAUCCAGUUGACCAUCAGCAGAAAGAAGAAGGAGGCGAGUAUGCAGCCUUGUGUGACUCCGGUCGUCACUUGGGAUGCAGCUGUCCUAUAUGCACCAAUUCGCAGUGUAGUCCGUCGUAUGAAUUACAAAUGAUGUUGACGAUCUUUUCAGUAGCCUCACAGUGUCGAAGAAGGCUCUAUAAGGUCCUCAUAUCCACACUGUCAAACACCUCAUAGUCAAUGAAGUUGAUGUAUAAUGACUAAUUUCAUUCGAUUGAUUGCUCAACAAUAAUCCGUGGUGUCACGAAUCGUUCUGUAUACGACCGAUCCUUACGAAAUCCAGCCUAUUGAUAUUGAAAUCGGACGUCCACUGAAUCUUUCAUCCGGUUCAACAACACUGUUGAAAACUUUUCAUGGCAUCGAUUGUCAUGUGACGCUUCUGUAGUUCUCACAUUUGCUCAGAUCUCCUUUCUUUGGUAUCUUGAUGAAAUAUGCUUCUUUCCAGUCUGUCUGUGGUACUUGUUCUUCCUCCCGAAUCUCCCUAAAUAGAACGUGGAGCAUGUUUUCAGUUGCUUGUAUUUCUGACUUCAGUGCUUCAGGUAGUAUAUUGUUAGGUGCCGCUGCUUUUCCACUGUUGAUUUUUCUGAUGGCCAUCCUGAUUUCUUCGAUCGUUAGUGGGAUGAUAUAGAAAAAUAUUAUCCAAUCAUUUUAAAAAACAAACAUGUACAUACCUUUAAACCAGAAAGUGUAACGCAACAAUUUUUUGAAACUGAAGUUAUCAAGACAAAAUUAAAUAGAUAACUGUGUUUUUUUUGUUUGGAUUAAGUAGUAGCAGAUUAAGUAGUUUUAUCGCUACAACUUCAAUAGAGCCUAAUUAAUGUGAGGUCAUUUUGUUUAUUGAUCAGUUUGAAUAAUUUAGAAACUUAAACAUGAGAUGUUCACAUUUUAAACAAAUAAUGAACAAUCGCAUUACUCUAAAUAUUAUAUUUUUCUAGCUUUAAAUGUCGUGGAAUGUGCUCAGAAAUGCAGAUACUUAACUGGGUUUUUUUUUCUAUUGUUCCAAUGUAUUUGCUUUGGUCAGUUUAUGUAAACUGGUAAACACAUUUGAAGAUAACAUACAACAGUAAUUUGUUCACAUUUGAUUGUCGUAAUAUUUUACAGUCAAUAGUGAAUAUGUACAAUUUGAACCAGAUAUAAGGG